UUUUAGAAUUGAUAAAAAACAAAACCCUAGCUGCAAACACAGCACACGAUUGACAGAAUGCGAAGGAGCACGAUCAAACAUUGUUUCAUGCUCUUGAUAAAUUGGACAAAGCUGUUGUGACGCUGAAAGAUCAUUUUAUUUUUUCAUGGACUCACAAUUCAAGGUCUAUGCGAGGCAUUUACGCGUAUUGCUUAGGGAAAUGCCAAAUUUGAUUUGAGUGAGAGGCCUGAACAUUCUUUAAAAAUGAAAACGAGAGUUGCAAAUUUCUCGUAGUUUUUGAGUUAUUUGACAAAGUACUCGGAUUUCAUAUUCAAUUUAUGACGAAAGAUUUUCAUUCUUUUAUGCCUUGCUGAUAAUCAUGCUAAAUUAAACUAUUGAAAAAUACAUUUCCCGAUGACACCGUCACAUAUCUUUCAGAUGCAAAGUAUAUUCAAUUAGGUCAGGGUCGUCCAACCUUUUUGGCCGAAGGGCCACAUGUAAUUUACCAACAAUUGCGCGGGCCACUUAACAUGGUAGUUAUGUUCUAGUUUUGCUACGGGCUAAUGAAAUAACAAAUAUUUACCCUCACACCGAAGUUUCACAAUUAUCAGAACAAUAAAACUGUUGUUUCCCAAUAUAUGGCGCCAUCAAUGGUUAUUCCCGAAGGUUUCGUCAAAGACAAGUCAAGACGCUUAAUCAUUUUUAUAACAGCUCCUAACAAACCAACGUCUCUAGCCGUACCACUAACAGGGAAAAUGGCUGCGAGGUAUCAUAAUCAUAAUUGUUUCCUGUUCGAAGCGAAAGAUUAUUCGCAUCGUUUUUGGAUUUCAAUUUCCCUCCAUAGCUAGGUAACUCGUUAGCUAUCGUUUAAUUUUACGAAACGCCAGAGUAAAAACAAACUUUCCAUGGUCCGUUGGUUUUGAAUUGGUGGUCAGUGCACGUGAAUUUUAUGCGAAGCGAUAUUUUAAAAUUUACGCGCGGGCAUAUUGAAGGCAUUAGGACUGACGCGCGAAUACUGAUACUCUCGUUAUAUAGAUAUAAGGCAGAUAAAAGGUCCGAGUAGCUUAUAGUUGCUACUUGCUAGUAUAUAGGAGUUUGUUUAUGACUGUUUCACGCAUAACUUGAUUUCCUAUUGGGUUUCUAGAAGGCAGCGAGUAUUUAGAUUCUUCAGUAAAAUUUGGAAUUCUCAAAUUAGGGAAUGUGUUGUACUCGCAUUAUCGCUUUAUUAAGUCAAUUAUUCAUUCAUACAUUGGACAGAUUAAAUGAAGAACUUCUUUGCAAAAUCGAUUUCAAACCUGAGGUUUACUAGUGAUGACGCUGAGCCUGCCGACUUCUACUUUUUCGUGAAUUCCAGAGGCAAGUGUGGAUUCGUCGUGUACAGGCUGUUAUGGAUGGUCAUAGUGUUGGCGUUCUUUGCCGCAGAACUUGCUUGGGAAUACCGCAACAACUUAAUUGCUCAUUUCCCGUUUUACCUGACUUCAUGGUGCGAACUUCUCGUAGUGAUAUAUGUGAUUUGGGCAUGGGCAUUGGCGCUCUACGGCAGACAUGAUGGUAAUUCACAUGUGGAUUCCAAAAUUCCGUCAAUAUAUGGAUCUCACUCGAAGGAAGAACAACUCCAGUCAUUAAGAGAAUUUCAGUCAACCCGCACUUCGUUGCAUUUACAGAAAACCAAAUUUACCAAACUUUCAGCCAUCAGACCUGACCCCCCUAAUCGUUUGGGUGAAAAUAAUAUACUCCGAUGGUUUCACAAAGUAUUUUGGUUUUUAUACGAAGUUACCUUUGUUUCAUCAAUGAGUGUGACAUCAAUUUAUUGGAUCUUUUUGCAUAGCGGAAAUCAGGGCGCAAAUAUCGUGUUUAAUCUUUACCGACACGGUUUAAAUUGUAUAAUAUUGACGUCUGAUGCGCUUGUAACUCGUUAUCCUGCUCAUUUUGCACAUUGGCCCUAUAGUUAUUGUUUGGGAGUCUUCUAUGUCUUUUUCACUUUCGUUAUGUAUAAAAUUUCCAAACAUAUUGACCCGAAUAAUUCAAUAAUACCUCAAAAGAUAUAUUGGUUUUUAGAUUGGGAUUCUGGUUCCUUUGCCCCCGUUUAUCUUUGCAUUGGUAUGCUUCCUGUAACAUGUCUGAUUCAGGGUCUAAUAAUAUUGUUACAUUCCAUACGAUUGAAAUUGUUUUCCUUAUGCAAGCCCUAAUAGGCGUUGAAUAAUCGUUUCGCACACUCUAGUUUGUACCAAAAUAACUUUGUUUACGUUACAACAUUUUUGGACACGGAGUGGUCAUAUUGAUCGUUUUGUUAUUAUGUUGUUGUUAUUAGUAUUUUUCUUUCUGUCAAUAUGGGAAAACAGCUUUCCUCUUUUUGUUCUUUCCAUGCUUACUUCGAUAAACAAAUGCAAUAAGCGCCAAUAAAAUUCACGAUUAGGGCACAAUUAUGAAUGUCAUUGAUUAUAUUUUGUUGUAUUGUGAUAUUUGAUCUUUGACGAUGAUGAUAUUCAAGUUUGUGACGUUUCGUUUGUCUUUACUAACGUUUGUGCUACAUUAUGGCACAUAGUCUUUGUUUGUGCAAAUUGUGAUUUUCAUUAUAAUUGGUUUUGCUGCUGAA
This is a messenger RNA of Styela clava, 2575 nucleotides long. RefSeq lists its product as uncharacterized. Gene Ontology annotation, cellular component: membrane. NCBI's taxonomy places the organism in Eukaryota, Metazoa, Chordata, Ascidiacea, Stolidobranchia, Styelidae. The record is from RefSeq and is a predicted model, not a curated record.